Prunus armeniaca (apricot) is the source of this 2061-nucleotide messenger RNA. Lineage: Eukaryota; Viridiplantae; Streptophyta; Magnoliopsida; Rosales; Rosaceae. The record is from the annotation of a GenBank genome assembly.
AUGUCUAGUAGAAAAUUAGACAAGUCAAAGUGGAAGGUGGAGGGGCACAGAAGGAGCCCAAGAAUAUCUGCUUUGGAAUGCUGUAAGGCUCAGCGGCCGAGACUCCUGAGCAUCACUGGUACAAGUACUACUGGCACUGCUGCUACAGCUACAGCUCGUAAUUUUAGUGCACAGAGAAUGAAGCGCAACUUGGGUAACGGUGAGGGGCCAGCUUCCAGAACAAGGGCCAGAAAGAAGAGUAACCUCGGACCUGUUCGAGAAGAAACCAGCCAUGAAGAUCACCAAACUAAUAGUGAUCAACAGGUUGUGCGGGGUAAAGAUCUUAAGCCUGGAGUUCAUGCUGCCUCUACUGAUCAACCAUCCACUGAAUCUUCACUGCAGUUGCCGGAAAAACGCAUACUUGAGCUUAUCCUUGACAUAUUACAGAGGAGAGAUACCUAUGAAAUAUUUGCGGAACCAGUUGACCCAAAUGAGGUUGAGGGUUACUAUGAAAUCAUCGAAGAGCCUAUGGAUUUUGGGACCAUGAGGGCUAAACUUCAUGAAGGAAUGUAUAGAAAUCUUGAACAAUUUGAGCAUGAUGCAUUUCUAAUAACAGAAAAUGCAAUGCAUUUUAAUUCUACAGCUACCAUAUUUUUUAGACAGGCUCGUGCCAUACAUGAGCUAACUAAGAAGGUAUUUUAUGUUUUGGAAACCUAUCCUGAGAAAUUUGAAUUAGAAUUCUCAGAGACAAGACAAAGAAGUGGUAGGAGGGCGCGAGGAGAAGCUGGGAGGUCAGCUUCUAGUUCAUAUCCUAAAAUUGCUACAAACAUGAAAUCCCAUAGCAUGAAGAUAGCUGAAUUUUCUAAAGCUAUUUCAUGCUCACUUAGUGGUUCAUCAAAUGUCAGAAGAUGUCAAGUAAAGACAGGGUGCUCUGGCACUUUUGAUGCAAGAGAGCACAGAGUUCUUUCUGGUACUCAAGAUGAUAGAAGAUCUAGAUCUUUUGAAGCAGAUCCACGCUGUACAUAUAGACCUUGGACAUCCUACCUCGAUGAGAAUGAGUCAACUGGUUUGACACUAUCUAGUAAUUUAAAACAACUUGAGCAUGCGAAUCAGCAGGAUAUUGGUUACACCGAAAGCUUGAUGUUGUUUGUUAAGGACUUGGGACCAACAGCUCAGAAGAUUGCCAGAAAGAAGUUACUUGGAUCUUUCCAGUUGCAAAAAAGUCAGAUUCCUUUGGCAUCUACCUUUACCCAAUGGGCACCUAGUACUCUGAGUGAUAUAUUUGCUUCAUCACAAUCUCAAAACUUCCAGGGCAACCUUCAUGGGCAUCCUUCUGUCAUGAAGAGCACUAGUGACAGUUUCCAUUCAUGGGAUGCUGAUAAAAGAGAAAAGGGAUCUUUAGGUGGUGAAAUUGGCAUCCAAAGUGGCAAAGUUGCAGUGGCAUCCAGUAGUGACAGAAAGAACUCACAUGGUACUUUUGGAGGGAAAAUUCAGUCCAGUGAAUUUCAUCAGAACAGAAGAAAUGAGAUUCAGUUGGAUUCUUAUUCCUUGAAAACUCAUGCUGCAGACAACAGUUGCUCAGUUUUUGGGUUCAAAAACAUUGGCAGCAACUCAACACCACUUAUACUGAACCAAUGGAAGUCGGUUAAUCAAACACAAUCAUUGGAGCCACCUUCAGAUUCUUUUCAGUCAAAUUUGUUGGAACCAAGGUUGAGAAACUUGGGAUUUUCAAGUUUUAGUCGAACAAAGAACAAAUUGAGUUCGUUUCAUUUGAGAGGAGAUUGCGAUCAAACCAAAGCUGAGACAAGCCAAGUGUCAAAAACAGACCAAGCCAGGCCACCGGUUCGCCAGUUCACAUUUGAUCUGCCAUAUUUGAGAGCCCAACUUGGUAAGCUAAAUUCUUCGGGACAAGAUAGAUUCUUGCAGAAAGGUUCAGGUGCUGAGCUGAUCUUGCCUGAUAAAAAUAGUCAUCAGAGAGCUUCAACCUGUACCCGCCAUUUGGAGAUGAGAAAGCCUUAUAGUGAUUAUCAAAACCAGCCUUCAAUGGAUACUCAAUACACUGAUUUAGCUCUUCAGCUGUAA